CCGUGUCCAAUAAUCUCCUCGUCCAUUGAACGCUAUCCAAAGAAUAACGCUACCCAAUAAUAAUAAUAAUAAUAAUAAUAACAAUAAUAAUAAUAAUAAUAAUAAUUUGAUAUUUGAAAAUUUCUUUUUCUUUUUAAUAAAACAUGCAUAAAGGCUGCGAAAGAUACGAGGAAUGGAAAGCGGAACGAGCGAUGAAGACAAAAAUUCAGGAAAAAAAGAAAGAAAGGAAGAAACGUAAGAAAUUGAAAAAGAUCGAGGAGGAGGACGUUGACGAGGUGGACGAACUUGACAAAACCAUUCGAAAGUGUAGAAAAAAGAAGGAGAUAAAGAAGGAGAAGAAGAAACCGAGACAAAAAGUUAGAAAAAUUUAUAAACACAUACCGGAAUCAGAAUUGAUCUUAGGAUGUAUAAAACCAUCCAUAGAAGUGAGGGAAUACUUCCUCAAUCCACGUCAUAUUUUAUGCAUGGGUCUUACAAUACCGCCAAUGUACAUAUCGGAAGCACCGCCGAUAACUCGCGUGGCUGAUCGAAAAAAACCGACUCCUUUCAAAAAAUGGAGUUGUAAAAAAAUAAUGGAAGAAUCGGAUUUAGACAGCCCAAGCGAAUCUAUUUGUUCCUUCCACAGUGAAAUAUGCCUUGCAAACGUGAAGUUGACAUCGAAGGAUCUAAAGGAGAUCAAGAAAUCUCAAGAAAAAAGAUACGAAGAUGUCGAAUAAGGAAGAA
Molecule: messenger RNA, 723 nt
Organism: Apis florea (little honeybee)
Lineage: Eukaryota; Metazoa; Arthropoda; Insecta; Hymenoptera; Apidae
Source: RefSeq, a predicted model, not a curated record